UCCGCACGCACCGCUCCACUCUGCUCCGUACCGUUCCUUGCCGUUUUGCUCCGCUCCGCAGAGCGCAGUAGCGCACAGUGUGCGUUAUUCUGUGCGCGACGCGGUAAGCGGUUGUAUGCAGCGUGCUCGCUCAGCUGUUGUCUCGGCUGAAGUGAAGUGACAGUGCCGCAUCGGUGUGGUGCACGAUGUGGAAAUCAAUCUCGUGAAGGCGGCGGCAACGUUCGAGGUGGCCCGCGGUGAACGGCAGCGCGUUGCAACUGCUGCUGCUGCAAAUCCGUGUGAGUCGGGAAAGAUGAACGGGAGUCUGGGGAUAACGCGCGGUCCGGAGCAACAUCCACAGCGGUUCGCGGAUUACUUUGUCAUUUGCGGCCUCGACAAGGACUCGGGUCUUGAACCAGACAAGUACUUCGGUGACUCAUUGCAGUGCACACCCUUGGAUCGAGCAUAUAAAAGCAAAGUAUUAGGACAUUAUCCAGACUCGGUACCAUGGAAUCCCUUCGACGAACACGCUGUCUGCAUGCUUUGUCUGCCAAGCGGUUUACGAUUUCGUACACAAAAGCACUCGGUGGAGCCGACCUUCCACUCUUUCGUCCUGACGAAAGAAGAUGGUCACAGAACAUACGGAUUCAGCCUCGUUUUCUACGAGGAGUGUCGCAAUCGCAAAAUAUGCUCCGCUAUGCAAACGCUGCAGGCGAUGCACAUCACGGAGCUCAGCAGCGGUCAAAACGGCACGCCCCCCACUGCGAGGAAGGGUCAGGAUGGACAUAACACGAGAUCGCUGCCUCGUCAUUUUAAAUUGUCGGCUCAUUCACCUGGUGCUGCGUUAGGAUAUUAUGAUUCUACCAAAGACAAGUUGCUAGUGACUAAAUCAAUAUCCUUGCUAUGCCAACAACCUUACCUCCAUGCGACAAAGACGUUCCUCACUAAUCUCUAUAAAUGUGUUCCUAGACAUCCUGGACCUGGUCUUAGCUUAGAAUCUUACGUAUAUAACCUUCUAUAUAACGUACCAGUACCGUUAUCUGGCAAAUCGUUGAAGUUUUUUGUACCUAACGAUGAACCGGCAAAAUCGCCAUUAGAAUUGGUUAUCCAUCAGCCGUCUCCAUCGCUGGAGUUACCGAUGUUGGACUAUCCUCUCAAGGAUGUGUUCACGUGGUUGGGUGCAGAUUGCCUAAUCCAAUUGUUCACAUGCGUGCUGUUGGAGAAUCAAGUUCUGUUGAGAAGCGCUGAUUUUCACAAGCUGAUGGUGGUGUCUGAAUGCAUAACGGCGCUCUUGUUUCCUUUCUCGUGGCAACACGUUUACGUACCAAUAUUACCCGCCAGUCUGCAUCACUUCUUAGAUGCACCUGUGCCCUUCAUAAUGGGUUUACAUGCGCACAAUGAGGGUGGUGUAUUGAAAAUCGCUAGCGAAGCAAAUCUUUGUUAUGUAGAUAUAGAUAAGCAAAGUAGCCAAUUUCCGGAAGAAUUACCCGUGUUUCCUCAUAAGAUGCAAUUUAUUAAUGAGAUCAGAGCGCUUCUAAACAAGUACAAAAUACCACAUUCAGGAAAGACUGAUAAUAUGGUUAUUAACUAUUAUAAUGGUGAUAUCAUGACCAGUAGCCUGACACUUCCCGGUUCUGGUUUUCAUCUUCCUCGCAGAAAACAUUCUUUGCACGAUGUGUUAGAUUGGGAUCGGCCGGAACCAGGACCACAGUCAGACAAUCUGCAAAGAACAGUAGAUAUUGUUAAAAGACCAGUAAACAUGGAUGACAUUGAUCCUAUAGAGGAUACCACGGAAAAAAUACUCACGCCACAAGAAGAAUAUCAAGAGACUCUUAUCUUUAAUAAUGCUAUUAGGGAGAUUUUUUUGAACCGUUUUGUACAAAUGUUUUCUAGUUAUGAACAUUUUGUUAUUCAACCAAGUCAGAACAAGGAUGAAUGGAUAAAUAACAGGGAUAGUAUGCAUGUUUUUGACAAGGCCACGUUUUUAUCUGAUCAGCCGACACAGCAUCUGCCAUUUUUGUCGAGAUUCCUGGAAACACAGAUGUUCGCUUCUCUUGUUGACAGCAAAGUCAUGUCGACGUGGAGUGAACUCGACUGUAACAUUAAAGUUUUCGACCAAAGAAUCUCUGCUUUAAAGAAAAAAGUCGGAGAAAGUAUUAUACGAUCAAUGCGAUACGAGUCUUGCACAAGCAUCGCAGAUACGCAACAAAUACUCGAACAGAGAUUAAUUAAUAUAGAUUUUGAAACAAAUCCGCCUGCGGAGAUUCUUCCUCAUAGAGCCGCAUAUUUUCGGAGUUUUCCGUUGCUGGAUAACGUCGCGUUGAAUAAGGAACCUGCUCAAAG
This is a messenger RNA of Trachymyrmex cornetzi, 2322 nucleotides long. RefSeq names its product DENN domain-containing protein 5B. The transcript is spliced from 10 exons. Lineage: Eukaryota; Metazoa; Arthropoda; Insecta; Hymenoptera; Formicidae. The record is from RefSeq and is a predicted model, not a curated record. The annotation marks the transcript as partial. Gene Ontology annotation, molecular function: small GTPase binding; guanyl-nucleotide exchange factor activity.